Chroicocephalus ridibundus (black-headed gull) is the source of this 3810-nucleotide messenger RNA. It is a transcript of the gene SIDT2, whose product is annotated as SID1 transmembrane family member 2. Lineage: Eukaryota; Metazoa; Chordata; Aves; Charadriiformes; Laridae. Gene Ontology annotation, biological process: RNA transport. The transcript is spliced from 28 exons. Gene Ontology annotation, molecular function: RNA transmembrane transporter activity; double-stranded RNA binding. Gene Ontology annotation, cellular component: plasma membrane; lysosome. The record is from RefSeq and is a predicted model, not a curated record. The coding region runs from base 468 to 3254 and encodes 928 amino acids.
UUUCACGUGUGACGCCGCGUGACGUCACCGCCGGCCCGUGUUUACAGCCGCCUGCGGACCCGGGGGGUACAAAGUACCGGCACCGGGAACCGGGCACCGGCAUCGGGCACCGGGACGGGCAUCGGCACCGGGACGGGCAUCGGCACCGGCACCGGGCAGCGGCAUCGGGCACCGGCACCGGCAGCGGCAGCGGCAGCACCGCCGGGCUCCAGCCCCGGGCACCGGCAGCAGAACCGGGUACCGCCCGCGGACACCGGCACCGCCGCCCGGGUUCUCCCCGCAGCGCCCGCCCCGAUCGCCACCGGGCUCGGCAGCGGGGCUCGCCAUGGGGCAGGGCGCCCGGACGCGCCCCGGCUGACCGUCCCGGACCGUCCCGUCCCGUCCCGUCCCGUCCCGUCCCGACCCGCCCCGGCGGACCUUGGCCGGAGCGGAGCGUGGCGGCGGGCGCGGCCGGGGAUGCUGGCGGGAUGGCGAGCGCCGGGGCGGCCGCGCUGGCCCGGGCGCUGCUGGCCUGGGCGCUGGUGGCCCUGCCGCUCGCCCUGCCCCAGCCCCACGGGCGCCGGAAGGUGGUGGAGAAGGAGGCCAGCUUCGACACCACCUACGCCGACUGGGUGGACGCCGACCUGCUCAACAUCUACGCCUUCAACCACAGCGUCCGGAGGAACUGGACGGAGGGGGUGCGCGUGUCGGUGAACGUCCUCUCCGACCACAAGGACUUGCCCGUCCUCUUCGUGGUGAGGCAGAAGGAGGCGGUGGUCUCCUUCCAGGUGCCGCUCAUCCUCCGGGGACUGUAUCAGCGGAAAUACGCGUACCAGGAGGUGAGCCGCACGCUCUGCCAGCCCCAGACCAAGGCGGAGGUGGAGACCCAGCACUUCUACGUGGACGUCUCCACGCUGUCCCUCAACGCCUCCUACCAGCUGCGGGUCACCCGGGUGGAGAACUUCGUGCUGCGGACGAACGAACGGUUCGGCUUCAACGCCACGGCCGCUCAGCCGCAGUAUUUCAAGUAUGAGUUCCCCGAGGGAGUGGACUCGGUGGUCGUGAAGGUGACCUCGGCCAUGGCCUUCCCCUGCUCCGUCAUCUCCAUCCAGGACAUCCUGUGCCCCGUCUACGACUUGGACAACAACGUGGCCUUCAUCGGGAUGUACCAGACCAUGACGAAGAAGGCGGCCAUCACGGUGCAGAAGAAGGAUUUCCCCAGCAACAGCUUCUACGUGGUGGUGGUGGUGAAGACGGAGGAUGAGGCGUGCGGGGGGGCUUUGCCCUACUACCCCCUCUCCAAACAUGCCUCCCCAGAUGAGCCCGUGGAUCAGCACAACCGGCAGAAGAUGCUGGAGGUGAUGGUGUCGCCCGCCAUAACCUCGGAGGCCUAUGUCAGCAGCGUGCUUUUCUGCCUGGGCAUCUUCCUCUCCUUCUACGUCCUCACACUGGUCAUUGCCUGCUGGGAGAGCUGCCGGCAGCAGAAGAGGAAGGGGCUCCUGGCAGCCAUGGACUCGCCCAGCCUGGACACAGGAGUUCCCCACUGUCCCCCUGGGCCUCACUUGUCCCCCGUCUCCCCGGGGACAAAAGGAGGACCGGGAUGUCCCGGGGCUCGGGCUUCGCUGCUCUGGGGCUGGCAGGGCUGCGCUGGGGCUUGGGCGUCUCACCAAGUCUGUCUCUCUCUUUCCACGGCUUUCCGGGGACUCCCAGCAUCUCUACUGGGGCAUGCCCGCAGCAUCCCCGACUCCUUCCUGGGCCGUGCUCCCUACGACAGCUACGGUUACGGCUCCUUCGGCAACGGUUCCUCCAGCAGCGCCGAGGGCGUCACAGACAGCAUGGGCUCGGCAGAAGUCUCCUAUGGCUACGUGGGGCAGGAGCAGUUCAAGCGGCGCACGCCCUCCGCCCCGAUGAGGCCGCUGAGCAUUGCCAUGGGGGAGCGGUCGCUGGAGAACGUGGCCGGCCGGCCGCGCCUGGACUCUCUCAGCUCCAUCGAGGAGGAUGACUACGACACGCUGGCCGACAUUGACUACGACAAGAAUGUCAUCCGCACCAAGCAAUACCUCUGCGUGGCCGACCUGGCCCGCAAGGACAAGCGGGUGCUGCGGAAGAAGUACCAGAUCUACUUCUGGAACAUCGCCACCAUCGCUGUCUUCUACGCCCUCCCCGUCGUCCAGCUCGUCAUCACCUACCAGACGGUUGUGAACGUCACAGGCAACCAGGACAUCUGCUACUACAACUUUCUGUGCGCCCACCCGCUGGGGAACCUCAGCGCCUUCAACAACAUCCUCAGCAACCUGGGCUACGUCCUGCUGGGCUUGCUCUUCCUGCUCAUCAUCCUGCAGCGGGAGAUCAACUACAACCGGGCCCUCAUGCGCAACGACGCCAACGCCCUGGAGUGCGGCAUCCCCAAGCACUUCGGGCUCUUCUACGCCAUGGGCACCGCGCUGAUGAUGGAGGGGCUGCUCAGCGCCUGCUACCACGUCUGCCCCAACUACACCAACUUCCAGUUCGACACCUCCUUCAUGUACAUGAUCGCGGGGCUCUGCAUGCUGAAGCUCUACCAGAAACGCCACCCAGACAUCAACGCCAGCGCCUACAGCGCCUACGCCUGCCUGGCCCUCGUCAUCUUCUUCUCCGUCAUCGGCGUGGUCUUCGGCAAGGGGAACACAGCCUUCUGGAUCGUCUUCUCCGUCAUCCACAUCGUGGCCACCCUGCUGCUGAGCACCCAGCUCUACUACAUGGGCCGCUGGAAGCUGGACUCGGGCAUCCUGCGCAGGAUCCUGCACGUGCUGUACACGGACUGCAUCCGGCAGUGCAGCGGGCCCAUGUACGUGGAUCGGAUGGUGCUCCUGGUCAUGGGAAACAUCAUCAACUGGUCGCUCGCUGCCUACGGCCUCAUUGUCCGCCCCAAUGACUUCGCUUCCUACCUGCUGGCCAUCGGCAUCUGCAACCUCCUCCUCUACUUUGCCUUCUACAUCAUCAUGAAGCUCCGCAGCGGCGAGCGCAUCAAGCUCAUCCCCUUGCUCUGCAUCGUCGGCACCUCGGUGGUCUGGGGCUUCGCCCUCUUCUUCUUCUUCCAGGGGCUCAGCACCUGGCAGAAAACGCCGGCCGAGUCGCGGGAGCACAACCGUGACUGCAUCCUGCUCGACUUCUUCGACGACCACGACAUCUGGCACUUCCUCUCCUCCAUCGCCAUGUUCGGCUCCUUCCUGGUGCUGCUGACGCUGGACGAUGACCUGGACUGCGUCCAGCGGGACAAGAUCUACGUCUUCUAGGGACCCCACAGCCGCCCGCUGCCCUGGGGCUGUGCCAAACGCCCGGACCCCCCGGGGCGGUGCAUGCCCCUGGGGAGGGACGCCCGUGCUGCGGGUCCCGCCAGCCGCUCCGUCCCCCCUCCCCAAGCAGCCCGGGGGUCCCGGUGCACCUUCUCCCUAUCGGCCAGGUCCCUCCUUGUAGACGAAAGCGGGGUUGGGGGGCCGCUGGGGCAACCGUCCUCGGUGGCAAGUGACACUGGAAAAUGUGCUGCUGCUGCUCCGCGUGCCUGUGGUGCGGGGGGGGCCGGGGCGAGCGCCGUGCCAGCAGCCCCGCGGCCCCCCGAGCAGGCGGGCACGGGUCUCUCUUAGUGCCUGAGUCGUAUGGGUGGGAGGUGGGGGCGCGCGCGGUGGCGACGGCGGCAAUGCCAGGAGAGGCCCCACUCGCCUCUCCUUCAGCAUCCCGGGGGGGUGUCGGCCGCUGCGUGCCCCCCCGCCGCUGCCCCCCACCGAGGCUGCCAUGUGCCCUUCGUGCGCGGGUCUGCUGGGAAGGGACUCGCAUUAAAGUGUCUGCACUUUG